ACGUGUUCGUUUGUCCUUAGGGUUCUUGAGGUCGUAAGAAAUGUGGACCCCCGAAGCUUUUUACCCUCGUUCUUUGGGAAUGAAGGACGGAGGUCCGGGCAGUGGCGGCGGCAGCGCAAGGCGCGGGAAUCGUCCACUCCCCCGAUCGGUGAGUCCGGCGCUAGAAUUGGCAUAGAAUUUUCCCGCGCAUCACCGCAGCCGGGGAAUGAAUCGCAAUCCGCCGCUUUCGAGCGCCAAUGGCGAGCAGGAUCGCGCAAGAACGCCCGCGGCGGUGACGAGCGGCAAUAUUUCGGACGAGAUCCGCGACGGCGAGGCGUCUGUCAAUGGCGGCGAUGGCAGCGGCUACUCGUCCUUCUCUCCCUCGGAUCCAAACGAGCUCCUCCUCCGCCAGGGCCCCCGCCACGCGCCGCUCACUCCCCUCCGGAUCGUCCGCGGCCUGGCGUGCCUCCUCGUCCUCCUCUCCACCGCCUUCUUCAUGCUCAUCUUCCUGGCGCCAUUCUGCUGCGUCCUCGUCCGGAUCUUCAGCCGCCACCACAGCCGCGAGCUCGUCGCCUUCUUCUUCGGCCACUGGCUCGCAAUGUGGCCCUUCCUCUUCGAGAACAUCAACGAGACGAGGGUGGUCUUCUCGGGCGAUCGCGUCCCGGGCGGCGAGAGGGCGAUCGUGAUUUGCAACCACAGGACGGAGGUGGAUUGGAUGUACAUCUGGAACCUGGCGCUGCGCAAGGGCCGGAUUGGGCACGUCAAGUACGUGGUCAAGAACAGCGUCCGCGAUCUCCCCGUGUUUGGCUGGGCGCUCUACGUGAUGGAGUUUCUCCUCAUCGAGAGGAAGUGGGAAGUGGACGAGCCCCUCAUGGAGCGCUAUCUCUCGAGCUUCAAGGACGCCAGGGAUCCUCUCUGGUUGAUCCUCUUCCCGGAAGGAACUGACUACACGGAGCAGAAGAAGCUGGCUGGCCAGGAACUCGCCGAGAAGAAAGGCUUGCGCAAGCUCAAUCACGUACUCAUGCCAAAGACCAAAGGAUUCCAAUCGUGCGUGAAGAACCUUGGCAGCUCUCUCGACGCAGUCUACGAUCUCACGAUCGGCUACAAGAACCGCUGCCCUCUCUUCAUCGACAACCUGUUUGGAAUCGAUCCAUCCGAAGUCCACAUUCACAUCCGGCGCAUACCCGUGGAGCAAAUCCCCUCCGAUGCAAACGGGUGCUCGUCGUGGCUGUACAAGGCGUACGAGCGCAAGGACGAGCUCCUCAGCUCCUUCAUCAAGAAGGGUUACUUCUCUCCCGGAGGAAGCAUCGAGGACAAGCUCCCGACGAGCAAGUCCCUGGUAAACUUCACCGGAGUAGCGGCGUUCACGCUCGUCCUGGGAUACCUCGUCGCCUCCUGCCUCUGGAUGAAGCUCUACAUCGGCCUCAGCUGCCUCUACUUCGCAAUCGUGAGCCACUUUGGCUGGAGAUCGGCUUAAGGGGAGGUCGUUCUUUCCUUCUUCGCUUAGUUUCCUCGGUUCUCCUUUUUUUCCUACUUCGGUAUCCUCGUUUCUCCUUUUUCUCCUCCUCUUUGUAAAUGUGUACCUCGUUUAAUACCACGACGCCUCCUUGAGAGCGAUUGCCGAGACA
Messenger RNA from Selaginella moellendorffii, 1607 nucleotides. RefSeq names its product probable 1-acyl-sn-glycerol-3-phosphate acyltransferase 5. Lineage: Eukaryota; Viridiplantae; Streptophyta; Lycopodiopsida; Selaginellales; Selaginellaceae. The record is from RefSeq and is a predicted model, not a curated record. Bases 206 to 1456 code for a protein of 416 amino acids. The transcript has 3 exons. Gene Ontology annotation, molecular function: acyltransferase activity. Gene Ontology annotation, cellular component: endomembrane system.